Molecule: messenger RNA, 1224 nt
Organism: Brugia malayi
Lineage: Eukaryota; Metazoa; Nematoda; Chromadorea; Rhabditida; Onchocercidae
Gene: Bm833
Exons: 9
Coding region: 1-1224 (407 amino acids)
Source: RefSeq, a predicted model, not a curated record
AUGGCUGAUGAAAGUGAUACGUUAACAAUCAGUGAACAAUUGCGCCUCGCCAAAGAUAUGGGAUAUUCUGAUGAAGAAAUUAUGCAAGCAAUUAGCAUGAAUUGCGCUAAAGAUGGAUCCUAUCGAGCAUUUUCAUCAACAAACGCUAUGAUCGAUAUGUUAGCAAGAGUACAACGAAUGUGUGAAAUAACCAACCGGAUCGAUUCCGGAACCGGAAUGAUCAAAAAAUAUGAAAGAAACAUUCAGUUAGGAAAUAGAAGCGAUACAGAUUUAAAUCAAAGGUUAUCCAGUUGCUGUUUUCGCUUUGCAUCUUUCAAUCGCUCUUCAAAUAUACAACAACAAUUAUAUGACAGUGAUAAUGCAUAUGGUUCGUCAUCGCAUACAUCUGGUCCAGGAAUACGUCGAGCUAUAUCAUUUUAUAAUCCAUCAUCAACAAUUCAUAAAUCACCAGAAAUGGUGACAACAUCUUCUCAUGAAUAUCGUUCAAGUCCACCACAAUUUCAAUUGCAACGAUUGCUUGAUGCAUUUGAAAAAGAGCAAAAAAGUUUCAACGAUGAAUCAAAACGAUCAAUUUGUGCACUUGAAGAAAGAUGCAGGCAAUUUGCGGAUAAUCAAGCAAUUCUUCAAGUUCGACUUCUGGAAAAAGAUUCUGAAAUAGAAUUGCUAAAAACUCAAUUAAAUACAUGCUCAGCAGUUGAGGAACAACUACGAUUAAUAAAAAUAAAAUUAGAUAAUGAAUUACUCGAAAGUAAGAGUAAAAGUGACGAAAUUCGUGUUUUAAUAGAGCAAGCUGAAGUUGUUAAAAAGCAACAUGAAAAUGAAAUUCGAGAAAAAGACGAAUAUAUCAGCAAACUUUUCUCAAAAUUGAAAGAAGCUGAAGAUGAAAGGAAACCAGCAUUUGAAAAAACUGCCAAUCUUCAAAAUGAAAUUGAUGAUUUGAAAAAACAGUUAGCUGAAAAGGAAGCUGAUCUCAAGAAAUGUGGAAAUUGUUAUGAUGAAAUGCGAAAAGCUGAGCAAUUAAUUGAACAAAUUCGUCUGGAACGUGAUGAAGUACGAUCAACACUGAAUAAGAUACCCACAUGUGUUAUUUGCCUUGAUAAACGGCCACAAAUGCUCUACAUGCCAUGUUCACAUUUUAUUUGUUGUGAAGGAUGUGGCAGUCGAUUUGAGCAGUGUCCAGCAUGUCGGCAAAAAAUAUGUGGCAAAAUAACAGCUUAUCAAUGA